Messenger RNA from Venturia canescens, 16350 nucleotides. RefSeq names its product bruchpilot (gene brp). The record is from RefSeq and is a predicted model, not a curated record. Gene Ontology annotation, biological process: regulation of synaptic plasticity; neuromuscular synaptic transmission; maintenance of presynaptic active zone structure. NCBI's taxonomy places the organism in Eukaryota, Metazoa, Arthropoda, Insecta, Hymenoptera, Ichneumonidae. Gene Ontology annotation, cellular component: cytoskeleton of presynaptic active zone. The coding region runs from base 2721 to 9848 and encodes 2375 amino acids. The transcript has 22 exons. Gene Ontology annotation, molecular function: structural constituent of presynaptic active zone.
CGUCGCGGCGUCGAUCGACCCUUCUUCCAACCCGCGAAUAUUCACGCUCGUUGGAUUCGCUGGCCGCCCGCGGGCAUUCAUGGCCCUCGCCCGAAGCAUCUCGACCUCUCGCAAGCGAGUUGAAUCUCAGUAAAAGAAACUGCCUAUUUUCAAGUCGUUCCAACACCGCGUCCCCGCGAGUCUCACGGUGCGUUGGGAAUAAUCUCGCGCGAGGAACGAGCGAGAAGGAACGCGGAUUAAAAAGAGGCGGUGAAUCGUGUCGAAGAGACAGAGAAUCGGGCGCGCGCGUGGUUUGGAGCAAACGCGGUUACGGAAAAUACCGCCAGGGCUGAAGGAGGAGGAGGAGGAGGAGGAGAGAGGAUGAGAUCGAUCGGAAAGUUGGGACGAUAACGUCCCCCGUAGUCGUUGUAGCCGGCGACGUAUACGCGUGGUGAAACGCGCUCGCGGGGAGGGGGCCGCCUCAUCGAUAUGCGCUCUAUAUGUCUAGAUUAAGCCUCUAUGCAUAUGUCUGUGUUUUGGGGGCUGCAUUUAAGGGGUUAGUGCGAGUCUAACGCGGAAGUGAAUGAAAGUGGGGCGGAGCUCACGGCUCAAGCCCCCCAGGAUAUUUCGCGUCUGACAGUGUUAAAGUUUUUUGUUUUUCAUUGUUAAAUCUACUUUGUGUUUAGUUUUUAUAACGCCAGUAACGACGCGCCGGUGAGAAGAAUAAAAAAUAAAAAGGAACGAUCGUCGAAGCUUUUCCGAAGGCUCCCCCCUCGCGCCUCUCAAGCUCUCAUGGUUUUUCCACCGAAAGAAGGUCAAAGAUCGAUCGUCCUGGAGGAGGACGGAACGUCGACGACGGUGACACACUCGAGUCUACUCGCCUCCCUCCUUAACCAGCAUUAUCUCCGUUCACCGAUUCAUCGAUUUAUUCAUAAACGCUUCAAUGCCCAGUACAGUUCCUUUCGCUUGAUACGCAGAGGCCCGAAUAAUGAACUCGACGAUAAAAUCCGCUUGCGGAGGCAGCUGAGAUGCGACAAUAAGUAAAUACACUCGAUUAUUUGCUAAGAAAGAAGCUCGACGAGAAGGCUUCUCCACGCCUCUUACGAAUAAUCGAUCGAGCAAGUAGUAGCCACGAGUCUUUCCUAUUCUCCAUCCCCCUGAGAAGCUCCUACCCGAAGCCCGCACGAGAGAUAUUGAACUAGAAAUGUGCUGAGCUUCUGACAAGUUGGAACACACGAGGAAGGAGACUCGCUGGAUUUAAAGGCGUCGCCUACUACCCGAGCAACCUUAAGUCCCUUCUCCGGCUACUUCGAGCUGGCGCCUCUGCUACCUUAAACAGUCGAUAUAAAUUGAAGGGGGAAAUAAAGCACGAGGCGAAAGUGAGUUGCUGGGAGAAAGAGUGGAGCGUUCGACAACAGCGAGCGCAGGGAAUUGAAAGUGUGCGGUGCUGGCCUCGCGAAAUAAAUGAACGAUCGCACCAGUUCGCCAGCGUGAUAAUCGGAGUCCAGAGCCGAGUAUAUUACACCGAGUAAAAGGGAAUAAAAGGUGAAUUAUCGAUCGGAGUCAAUGCCCCGGGGAGAAGAGACGAGGAUAAAAGUCCCCGGGUUCGCGAUACUCGGUUUACGAAGAAUGAAAAGAAGGGUAAUCGAUGAGCGACGAGUCGGACGAUGUCGAAGGUUAACCGUGAAUACCGAGUGAACUGAUAUCUCCUCCUCGCGCGGAUUAUAUUAGAGAAAAGACGUCACGUGCCGAUCGAUUCGUCACAGCGACCGAAGGAAUAAAAGACCCGUGCGCCGAAAGGUCAGGGAAUCAAGAUUCGCUCGUUACAAUUGCAAGAGAAAGAGGAUUGAAAGAAGAGAGACUCAAAAUCCGGAGACGACGUCUCAAAGCUCAUUCGAAAAUCUUGCAAUUUUUUUCACCCUGCUUAAAAUCCGUCGCGCCAAUGAGCUUCAGAGCCGGAGGAGGAGAGUGUCGUAGAAAGAAUGGGACGCGCGUCGCCUCGGGUAAUCCCGAAAGCUUCUACUCGUAAAUCUCUCGAGUGUCCGGGUUCGCUGGGUUGCUCUAAUGAGUGAAGCUGAUGCGAGUAUCACGUCGGUGAUGCUUGGCCCAGCGUUGUCUACCUCCUCGUUCUCCGGUCCGCCGAGUCUUAACGCUAGUUGCGGAUCGCGAUAAAAACAAAACGAAAGAGGCUUUGAGUCAACUGAACUCGGGCUGGUUAACGCGUGACAAAGGGGAAGCGAGAGAGAGAGAGAGAGCAAGAGCUUUUGGUCGGAUAAAAGCAACGUGUCGAGGAGACGAAGCAUUUGGACCGGAAGGACGUGACAACGUUGACGGGGCUGGGGGGACGGGGGGGGGGGGGGAAUAAAAGAGGGAUCGAGGAUAGACGUAGGGAAGAGAAAAGAUAAGAGGCCUGAAAGGACGUGCGUUAUAUUUUCCAUGUAAUUUAGAUAUGCGGAGGGUACUGCGGGUGUGCUGUGACUUUCGGAGGGUUUAUUGUUGAACGAGGAAGUGGAAAGCAGCGAAUGGCGGUUUGACGAGGAGUCCGGAAGGAAAGAUCGAAAGAGAGAUAAGCCCCGCGCGGAGAAAAGAAGAAAAGAAGGCGGGAGGGAGUCCCAAGAAGCAGCUAUAAAGAGCUGGACGGGCUCGAAGAGGGGGAUUUUUGUCUCGAAAAACGUAAAUAAAAAGGCCCAAGCACGGAUCUCUACGGGGACAGAGGUUACAGCAGCCGGGGUGGUGGUGAGAUGUCGAGGGAUCCAUACUCCUCGGGAAGCGGUGUCGUCGGUCCAGGUGGUGGGACACGUUCGCCACGUAGCGGUAGACGCGUCGGCGAACUACCAACCGUUGAUCGAAGCCCGUCGCGUAGCUAUGCCAGUGGACGCGGAAGUCCGCUCGGUGGACGGAAACGGGGCACCAGGAGCGGCAACAACUCACCGGAACACCUCGGCUACGGGAGCUACCAUCACCACCAAUUGAACAGCCCGUUUUACUCCCGGGACGAAGAUCUCGGCAGUCCGGUUAUGCUCGAGGAACGUGGCCGGAGCAUGUCGACCGGGGGCGGUGGAGGCCACCACAGAUCCCGCAGCGCCUCGAGGCCAGCGAUGUCCAGUUCGGCAGGCAUGUCCGCCCGUUACACAAGCCUCGACCGUGCCUCCGCCGGGAUCCUCGAUCAUGACCGGGAGUUCGUACCGAUCCGCGAACCCCGCGAACGCAGCCGCGAUCGCGGCGGGCUUUAUCUCGACGACGAUCUCUACGGGUCCAGGUCGGCGAGGCAGAGCCCGAACCCUCACAUGAUCAGAGACGGCGGUAUUUACAUCGGCGAGCUCCAACAUCAGAACAACGAUUUGCAACGGGAACUCGGGAAUUUGAAAAAAGAGCUCGAACUCACCAACCAAAAACUCGGCAGCUCGAUGCACAGCAUCAAAACCUUUUGGAGCCCCGAGUUGAAGAAAGAACGAGCCCUCAGGAAAGAGGAAAGCACCAAGUACAGCCUCAUCAACGAACAGCUCAAAAUGCUCAAUUCCGAAAAUCAGAAACAAAGCAUGAUGGUGCGACAACUCGAAGAGGAACUAAGAUUGCGAAUGCGAGGACCGAGCGUCGAGAUACAACAGCAAAUGGAAGUAUUGUACAACGAGAACGAACAUCUGACACGUGAAAUUGCCAUACUUCGAGACACGAUCAAGGAGCUCGAGCUUAGAAUAGAGACUCAGAAGCAAACGUUGCAGGCCCGUGACGAAAGCAUCAAAAAGCUCCUGGAAAUGCUCCAGAACAAAGGCAUGGGGAAAGAGGAGGAGAGGAUCAUGUUCCAGCAGAUGCAAUCGAUGGCGCAGAAGCAGCUUUCUGAGGAGCUGGACGAACUCCGAACUGAGGUACAACGACGGGACCAGGAACUACUCGGAAUGUCAGCUAAAAUGAAAACCCUCGAGGAACAACAUCAGGAUUACCAAAGACACAUCGCCGUUCUUAAGGAAUCACUUUGCGCCAAAGAGGAGCAUUACAACAUGUUGCAAGUUGACGUCGAAGAAAUGCGACAGAGGCUCGAGGAGAAGAACAGGCUGAUCGAGAAGAAGACACAGGCGGUAUUGCAGGCUCAGCAGGAACGUAAUCGCAUGAACACCGAGCUUACAGAGCUCAAAGACCACAUGGACAUUAAGGACAGGAAAAUCAACGUUCUGCAACGGAAGAUCGAAAAUCUGGAGGAUCUGCUGAAGGAAAAGGACAAUCAGGUUGAUAUGGCACGAGCACGUCUGACCGCUAUGCAGGCUCAUCACUGCAGCAGCGAGGGAGCCUUAAGCACCCUCGAGGAAGCCAUUGGCGAUAAGGAAAAACAAAUGGCCCAGUUACGAGAACAGAGAGAUCGUGCCGAGCAGGACAAGCAGGAGGAACGCGAGCUCCAUGAGAGAGAACUCGCCGAGUACAAAAUGAAGAUCCACGCCCUGGAAUCGGAGGUUGAAAAAUUGGGCGCACGACUGGAGAGAGCACAAGCCGAGAAAGACCGUCUCGAGGCAAAAUUAGAAACGUCUCAAUCAGAGCUCGGAAAAAGCAAAGCCGAGUUGGACAAGGCAGCAUCGGAAGUUGGACGAAGUGGGUCGGAUUGGGAAGCUGCUAAGCAAAGAUUGAGUCGUCUGGAAUUGGAGAACGAGAGGCUCCGACACGACCUCGAAAAGUCGCAAACAACCUUCGGCCGAAGUACCCUCAACUCGUCGCAGGAGCUCGACAGGAUUCAGGAGCGAGCUGAAAAAGCUGCUCAGGAGCUCAGGCGCGCUCAGGCCGAGCUGAGGGUAACUCAGGCCGACAACGAAAGAGCCAGAGCCGAGGCUGCUGCUCUGCAAGAAAAGGUUGAGAAGAGCCAAGGUGAGGUCUACAGACUGAAAGCUCGAUUGGAGAACGCUCAGGGCGAACAGGAGAGUCUGAGGGACGAAUACGACCGGGCUCAGUCUUCGGUUGCGAGAUUACAUUCCGAGAGGGACAAAGCUGUUGGUGAACUUGAAAAGGCUCAAGAGGAACUCGAGAGAACACAGGCCACGCUCGGCAAGGCACAACUUCAACAGGAUCGUCUCCAAAAUGUUCUCGACAAGACGCAGAGCGAGGCCGAUAAGCUGCAAGAGAGACUCGAAAAAUCUCAGGCCGAAGUUAGACGAAUGCAAAUGGAGAAAGAGAAGCAGAAUUACGACUUCGAGAAUCUUCAGAGUCAAUUGGACAAAGCAUUGGGACAAUCGACGAGAAUACAAAAAGAGAGAGAAGCCAUUCAGCUGGAAGUUGACAGACUGCAAGACAAAUACGAAAAGGCUCAGAUUAUUAUGCAACGACUACAGAAGGAACGAGACAGUUUUCAGGAAGAAAUCGUUAAGCUCCAGCGUGACAAGGAGAACAUUCUGUCAGAGCUGGAUCUGGUGAAGGAACGAUGGGAAAAAGCGCACAAUUCCCACCAAAAGUUAACCUUGGAACGCGACGACGCCCUCACAGAAAUGGAAAUACUCAAGGAAAAAUUGGAUAAAGCCCAGUAUUCGCUGUCGAAAGCUCACGAGGAGCGAGAAAAUACGAGCAAAGAGUUUGAAAAAAUGUUGGCCAAGUACGACAGGGCACAGAGCGAGGUGUAUCGACUGCAAAACCGUAUCGAGGUGAUGGAAGCGGAGAAAGAUCGUUUGGAGCUGGAAGUGGAGAAGCAGCAGAUGCUGGCGACGAAGAGUCGGGAGGAGUCGCGAAAGGCGCAGGAGGAAUUGGCCCGAGUUCAGGAGAUGUACGACCGUGCUGCGUUGCAGUUGGGUCGUACGAAAGAGAACGAGGAGAAGUCGAAAGAGGAUUUGGACCGUUUGAGCGUAGAUUUGGAGAUGGUUCGCGAGAGAUACGAGAAGUCGCAAAUCGAGUUGCGGCGUUUGCAGAACGAGCGCGAAAAGUUGGCCGCGGACAACGAGAGGCUCGGUUUCGAGCUGGAGCGAGCGCACUCGCAGUUGAACAAGUCGCAAGGAGCGACGGAGAAAUCGCAGGAGGAGUUGACGCGCAUGCAGAUGGAGAUCGAGAAAAUGUACGAGAAGCACGAUCGGCAGCAGGCGGAAGUGCGCAAGGCCCAAGGAGAGGCGGAGCGUUUGCGAGCGGAGGCCGAGAGCGCGAGGGAAGAGUGCGAGCGGUACGCGGCGCGGUUUGGAAAGUAUCAAGAGAAUCAAGAGCGUCAGAAGGAGGAGCACGAGCGGGCGAAAUUGGACGUGGAAAGAUUGCGCGACCGUUUGGACAAGGCGCUUGCGGAGCUGGAGAGAGCGAGAAAAGCGGAGCAGGACGCGUCGCGAUUGCGCGCUGACCUCGAGCGUGCCGAGGGUGUCAGAGGUAAAUACCAGUACGAGCAGGAAAAAUGGCAGAGCGAGGGUAGUAGGCUGCAACAGGAAUUGGACAAGGUCAGAGAGCGUUUGGAUCUGCGAGAUGCCGAUCUCAAGAGGAGCCAGUCGAUGUGCGCCGAGUUGGAGGCGAAGUUGCACGAGAGCCAACUGCAGCUGGAGCGUGCUCGCGAGGAGGCUGGCAAGGCGAACUCGAAUCAGGAAAGAAACCGCUCGGAGAUCGAGCGAGCGAGGAUCGAAGCUGAGAAGAUCCGGGACAGGCACGACAAGCUUAAGACGAAAGCCGACGCGUUGGAGGCCGACAACGAGAAGCUCCGCGUCGAAAUCGUGCGUUUGGAAAGAUUGAUGCAGACCGAGGGCAAGACGAGAUCGGAGAGCGCGAGCAUAGAAGUGGAGAGGCUGCGCGCGAGCCUCGACAAAGCCAUAGUAGCGCGGGACCAGGUCGAACUCGAAGCCGGACGUCUGGCCAAAGAGUUGGAAAAAUCCCAAUUGACGAUAGCCAAACUCCAGGAAACUUCGGAAUUAACGAAGAAAGAGAUCGAGCGAAUAGCGAACGAGAUGGCCAUGCUGCGAGAGGAGAGAGAUAAUCUCCGUCAGGAGUUACGCCGGUCGCAACAAACGCAGCAACAGCAGAUCGCGGGUAACGAAGAAAUGUUGAGAAUCCAGCACGAUUUGCAGCUGGCUCAACGGGAGCGGGACAAGAUGGCCGCGAUUCUAGAGAACCGUGAGAAGCACUCGGAGAAGAUAGAAAAACUGAAGGAGAAACUCGAGGCGGAAGCCAAGCAACUGCAAGUCGAGAGAGAUCAGCUGGUGAUCCAGCUGGAAAAAUCGCAGGACAUGCUGAUGAACUUCCAGCAGGAAUUGAACACGAGCGAGGCCGAGUUGGAGAGACAGCGAGAGGAGGUCAGACGUCUGCAGCAACUGCAGCAGCAAAGAGCUCACGCACAAACGCCGGACAGAGCUGCCAAAGAAGCGAUGGAGGCGCAGCUGCGCGAGGUGCACAGAUUGACGCAGCAGGUGCAAACGCUGACGCAGCAGCAGACGAAAGAACGCCAGAGAGCGGAGCAGGCCGAGAAGAGGAUACAGGAGCUGCAGAAACAGCUGCAGCAAGCGAGUCAAGGGGCCCCGGGCAGCGAGCAGCAGAUGGAACAGUGGCGAAAAUUGUGCGAGACGGAAAAACAGCGAGCUGACAACGCCGAGAGGAAUGCCGCCGACUUGCAAAAGAGGAUUCAAGCUUCGGAGAGACAAUUGCACGCCCAGCAACAGCAGAUACAACAGAUGCAGACUCUGCUCCAGCAGAGCCAGCAACAAGCGCACCAACAACAGCAGCAACAAGGAGCUAACGGCGGUCCCGAGGCCGCCAAACUCCGCAAGGAUUUGGAACGCGCCAGAGAAGAAAUCAAACAGGCCACUGUGGAGCGCGAACGAUUUCAGGCACAGCUCGAGAUGCUCUGCCAGGAACUUGAGAAAAAUCAGGUCGAUCUUCACGAAGCGAACAAGAAACUCCAAGCUGGCGGAGCGAAAGCUGGCGCCGACACUAGUCAGGAGCGUAAACAACUGGAUGAUCAGAGACGUCAGCUCGAAGAGCAGAGAAAACACGUCGAAGAAAAAGCCAGGAUGUCGGAGAACCGUUUAAAAAAUGUCGAGGAAAAGGAGAGGCAGCUUCAGGGACUCGAUCAGGAACUGAAAAAGCGCAAAGCAAAAAUGGAUCAGCUCGAACAACAAUUGCAAAGGAGUGGCGGCUCGCCGGACAAGCGGCUCGCCGAAAUGCAAAAAUCUUUGGAGACGGCGGAAAAGGAAUUGGAAAAGGCGAGAGAAGAGUCGGGACGUAGUGCAGCGGAAACCGAGAGGCUGCUGCAUCUCGUACAAAUGUCACAAGAAGAACAAAAUUCGAAAGAAAAACAAAUACGAGAAUUAUCGGAUGCACUCAAAGCCGCACAAGCCAAGCUGAAACAAGCCACGACUGCACAGCAGCAAGAGAACGAAGAGGAAAGAGAAAACGAAAUUGCUGGCGGGGCGAUCGGCGAGCAACGCGUUAAGGACGCCGCUAGGAUUUUGGAGCUCGAAUACGAGGUCGCCUCUCUCGAGAACUUUCUACAAAAUCAUUCCGACACCGAAGGCAUUCGGGAACUGAGAAUUAUCGUUGAAAAUAAAAACUCUCGCAUACGCGAUCUCGAGUUCACGAUAUCGGAAUUCGAGGACUUCCUCAAGGAGAAUCCGGACGUUCGCGAUCUUCAUACACUGAAGAAAGAAUUGGACGAUCGCAAUCGGCGCAUCGGCGAAUUGGAAAAUUGGAUCGAGAGAAACGACGAGAUUGUUAUUGAAAAGGAACGGAUUAUCGAGCUCGAAGAAAUGGUGACGAAUCUUGAGGAUUAUGUGAAAAGUCACGACGUCGACGAUCUCAAAAUGAAAUUACGCGAACGCGAAAAAAAUAUGGAACAAUUGGAAAAAAUAAUCGAGGAGUUGAAAGCCGGGGAAAAGAUUCCUGCUGGGAAAUCGAGCGACGAUCUCAUUUCUUUGGAGUCCAAGGAGAAAGACAUUGUCGAGAAAACUGAUAAAAUUGUCGAGCUGGAAAAAAAGAUUUUCGAGAAGGAUGAAAAGCUGACUAGUUGCCAAAUCGAAUUGAACGAGAGCAGAGAACGCGUGGGCGAGUUACGAAAAGAAAUGAUGAAAAUGGCGAGCGAAAUCGCCGCUUACGAGGCCGAGGACAUCGACGUGCUCAAAGAGGAAAUUCGCGUGAGAGACGAAAAAGUUAACAUGCUCGAAGGAGAAAUCGAUUCGUUGGAACGUGCCUUCAGCGAGAGAAUCGAUCUCGAACAAAUUGAUGAUUUGGUCAAACUGGUAAAGCACAAAGAAGCUGUGGAAAAACAGUACGAAGAUCAGUUGAAAGAAGAACGAGAGAAAAAUGAGGAGUUGGCGGAAGCACUUCGCGGCAGUGUCCUCAUAACCAGCGAAUCAGAAAACAAGCUCAAGAGAGUAUUAAUCGCCAAAAAAAAAGCUCUCGAUCGUGUGGCGAAACUCGAGCAAAGAAUCGCCUCGAUGCAAACAGCGUGUGCCCUCAAAUGUCAAACGUGUCGUCCCCUCUUGUCCCAGCUGCAAAAAUCAGAAAAAAAACUCGACAGAUUGGUAAACGAGAAACGAUCCCAGUUGAGAGAUCUUCGUCAAAUUAAGCGUGAAGCUUUGAGGGCUGCGCUCUCUGAGAAAGAUGCUCAUUUGGCUCUCCUGGAACUUUCUGGCCUGAAAACGUCCACCCAAAUCGAGCAGGCUGACAAGUUGCGCGGAGACAAACGACGACUUCUUGAGAAACUCAAACAGGAGGACAAACAGAGCAUCGAACAAUCGGAAGAGUCUGACGAUUCGAGUUGCACGAUUUCGACCGGUAUGUUGACUAAAAUAUUGGAACCUCCUUUGGCAAUGGACGAAGAUUACGAUCUCGACAAUGUGUGUGAAAUGAAAACUGAGACUGAGAGAGACGGAAAGCAGGAUCGUACGAAUGGGCACACCGAUAACGAGGGUUCAAUGACGAAGCAAAGGAGACGCUGACGGAUUUUUCGUGACUGAAAAAAAACCGAGUUGGAGUUGACGAAUUCUCGAGUGAGUCGAAUACUUUCAAAAGUUAUGCGGUGCUGCUUCGCUAUCGAUAAAUUCCAUCAUCCACGCGCCCAGUGAAAAUACAUUUUUACCUGAAAUCGAGAAUAUCAAAAUUCAUGUUGGACAGAAAAAGUGAGUGAAAACCCGAGCAAAUUGAGAGUCCGAUGGCAACCAAAAAACGAAUGAAAUUUUAUCAUCGGCAAUGUCGCUCUCGAAUUGCUGAACGCUGACGUCGAACCUUCGGAUUAAUCGGUGCGAUCACGAAUCACUUUCGUUUCUUUUUCAAAAGCGAAAUCUUCGUAAUUCGCUGCGACACGUUGUGAGGAAAUCGCGUGAAUUUAACACCGGUAACAGCAACCUUAAGAAGAAGCAUCUUCGCAAAACCUUGUCGCGGUAAAAGUUGACGUCUCUCGUGCGAGGAUCGCUUAAUUUCAUAUCAGUGAUGACGAUGGUGGAGGCUGAGUUAUGAAAUAAUUAACACAAGAAAUCGAAAAAAGUCAUUUUCGAAGUACAAUCAUUUUGACCGAUUUAUUUGCGCACGACCGUGAGUUCGAAUUUAUUCGAGUUUUUGAUAAAUGUUUAAAUCCGUUAUAAAAAAUAGUAAUUACCAAAAAAAAAAAAAAAUCAUAAAUACCACACGCGCAAUCAGCGUUUUAAUCAAUCAACGAUAAACGAGUCUAUCCACGGAUCUACGACAAUUCCGGAUAAAAUGAGGCAAAUCAAACGUGUAUUGACUUCCUUGUUCACAUUCUUCGGCAUCAAAUAACGCAUUAUUGCCAGGCUGCUCCGUGCAGCAGUGAGUUUUUGGGGGAAUGAGUAUAAAAAGAGUAAGAAAGAGAGAGAAAGAAGGGUGGGUGUCUUGUAUCAUAUUUAUCAUAAUGGAUUUCUCGUCACGGGUCCAAAAAAAGAUGGUCAUUAAACUAUGUACAAUAUAACGAUUAACGAUAAAUACGAUGUAACGUGUAAAUCUAUAUAAACGGAGCGAAGCAAAUGAAAAAAAAGUGAGUUACGUUGUAAGCAAUAUUUACUUAGGAUAAAAUGAAAAAUGAAUGAUAGAUAAAGCGAGCGAGAGGUAUAACCAAAUUGAAAGCUUAAGUCAAUGCGAAUAAAUAAACAAAAAUAUAAAUAUAUACGAAUGAAAAUAAAAGUGAAGAAAAAUAAGUGAGAGGAAAACAUCCGAGGGCAUUUGUUUAGUUCGUUUUUCAUAUUGUUUCUAUACUCGUGCAUAAAUAACCGUGGACUGAAAGGUGCUGAAUCGUUUUAAAAUUGACAAUAAAAUGACCGUUCGUCGAUCGCUUAACAAACGCAUCUAAACGUCGUUAAUAGUCCAGUUAACUCGGCCAACUUUCCUUUUUUUCCUCCUAAAAAACAUCCGAUCGAAAGGAAUAAUGAAUAACAGAGAUAUAAAUAGGGAGGGCGGCUAUCGAAAAGGGCAUUUCAUUCGUAGGAUUAUUGUUACUAUUCUUAUUGCGAUGAUUACAUGAAUUAUUGCGACUGUUUAUGCGCCACGGUCCUCAUUCAUCGAGGGGGGGAAAAAGAAGAAGGUGAAAUAGCUCGGGGCUCUCCGAAAGCACUUGUAAAUAUUAAUUUCACUCCGAACCGAUUCCUUUUCUCUGGCUUUCCCUUCGUUUAUUUAUUGUUCGAGGAACAAUCCUGGGCACGAUUUGAAAAGCAUUCUGACGAGCCAUCGAUCCUUGAAUCGAGUUUUAACGUAAAACGAGGCAUCCGCGAUCGAUUUUCAAACUAAAAGCACUGAGGCUAUUUUGAGAGCGGAGUUAGUGAGAGUUUGAGAAAAAGCGAGUUUAAUGUUUGUCGCGUUAUUGGCAAAAACGAGUAUUCAUUGACGCGGGAGGACUCGCGAACUUUGUGUGUAAAUAUAAUACACUAUUUUUCCACGUUUCGUCAGCUUUUACAAGUUAACAAAGAAACAGGAGGCGAGAAAAAUGAAUUUUUCAUCAGCAUUAAGUCACUUUGUAAAAUCUUAUGAUUCGCCAAGUAUUUUCAUUGCGAAAACGUCAAUAUUUGUCAUACACGAAUCCCCUGAAUCGCGAAUCGCUUUCGACUUCACCGAUCCGAUAGUUACCUAUUUCUUUCAUCAUUUUUCUAAAGCUCGAUUUAGUGUCCGCGUUCGUUUAAACAAAAGAGAUUUCCAAAUAACGAUUUAUUCACGGCUAUUAUCGCACAAGCUUUUUGUACAUAAAUUCUAAAUAAUCGAAACUGCGCCCAUCAAAUAUUUCGAUGUACACAAUCACCCCGUUUUCUUCGUCGAUUCUAAUAAAAACGAAAAAGAGGCUGCUCUCCUAACACGAAUCAACAAGCAGAGACGAAGGAGCGAAGCCGCGUAAAAUCCGUAAUUCACAGUCUCGCGAUUCCACUGAAUUCUCCAUAAGUAAACAAAACCAAAAGAACCAUAAAAGCCACCGCUUCGAGUAUCCGAAUAAAAGUGCACAUUCCCCGCGGUUCGUACGAAGUGUGCAUGUGUGAAUGUUUGUCCGCGUGAGAUUCGAAGUUUGGUGACGGAAAGAAGGAGCAACUUCAUCAUAGUGAGGUAGCAGAAGUCAAGAGCUGAGAGCAAAAAAGAUUGAAACUAGUUGAAAAAUGUAGCUGAAGAACUGAUGAAAAAGCCGAUAAAACUAAUCGACAAAAAGCAAGCGACGCAGUCGAGUAAUAAAUGUUAUAGUUAUAGAAUCGAAAUAACGAAUUGAGAACGAUGAAAAACCACGCGGCAUCCCCCGAUCGCGAUGUCUUCGCGUAUCAAAAGUUCAUUGUACAAUAUAUAACAAGUCGAAGGGAAAAGAAUAAUAAUUAAAAAAAAUGAAGGAAAGAAAGCAAAAGGGCAAAUUUGCCAGCGCAUAUAUGAGGGUUGAUUGACAUAUAAUUAAUCGAGCGAUACAACACCGAUCAUAUCAAGCCUAUAUCACCGUGUUAAAACGUCAUAGUCGAGUGAAAGAUGAAUAUCCAUAUACAUAUAUAUAUAUGUAUAAAAAUAAAAAACUAACAAGAAAAUUAUAUAAAUAUAUAUAUGAAUAUUCACAUUAGAUACAUAAUAAAUAUUAACGUUUUACAGUGAUACGCUAAUUGUUAAUCGUGUGGAAGAAUAAUCGUCUGAUACUGUAGAUCCGAAAGCGAUCGAUUUAUAUAUUCGUCUUUUCACACCCCAAUUUCAGGUUCAUUGGUGAGCAUUAAUCUCGCGAAACAAUAUUUAUUUCCUCGAGAAUAUUAAGGCUCUCUUUCUCUAUCUUCAGCCUGACAGAUCUGUUUGUUUACGAAAUAUAUAUAUAAUAUAAAAAAUAAAUAUAUCAACAAGAACCCUUUAAUAAUAAUAAUAAUAAUAAUAAUAAUACCAAUAAUGAUGAUAAUAAUGAUAAUAAUAAAUAAAGCAUAGAAAUAUACCGAUAAGAAUACUCGAUUGAUUACUCGUGAAUGAUUUAUUCGAAUGAGAAUGAAUGACUAAGGUACGCGUUAUCGAUAUUUUUAUCACGGUUCAUUAUUCAAGCGCACUCGCAGAGGUGCGCUUAUCGAAGGGCUGUUACUGUUCAUGAUAUAAUUAUGAAAAUGCGAUAAUUAUUGCUGUUGUUACUGUCAUUAUUUAUCGAGGAUUAAACGACGAAGGAAGGGACGACAUAAUUUUCCACGCACAUACACAAAGACACUCGCGGAAGAUAAAAAUUAAAAAAACAAUAAAAACGAUUCAUGAAAUCAGAAGUAUCGAUUUGCAAGUUCGAUCAACUGAUUCUAAUCACGGUUUCAUUGUCGACUCACUUAUCGCUAGUGUUAACGAGCAUGAAUAGUUGAAGUAUGAACAAAAAUUAUAUAUAUAUAUAUAUCGAAUUGUUAGUACCUUUACUCUCAAAAUGAUCCCAAAGUUCAUUUCCAUCGAUCUCUCUUAAGAAAAUAUCUCCAAAGAUUUCUCUCAACGACCUAUCUACAAAUCUUAUUCUCAAGAAAAAAAAUCUAUGAAAAUAUAAUUUGAGAAUAAGAGAAUAAAGUAAAAAGUAUGCAUCCCGAAGCGAUCAUUUUCGGACUCGACUGUUUUCGUAAUCGUGAAUGUUUUUAAUGUGAAUGUUGUAUUAUAAAUGCUUGUCGUCGUGAGCGACAAAUAAACGCAAAAGUAAAUUCGCUCCGAGCAAACUCGUCGAAACGAUGGUUCGAAUCGUUGGUACAGAAAGUUUAAAAAUCAAGACAAAAAACGCAGAUUCGUAGUAAAUCUUUUAUUAUUAUUGUUGCUGUUGUUGUUGUUGUUGUUAUUAUUAUUAUUAUUAUUAUGGGUAUUGCUAUCAGAAUAUGAAACACGUAACUUUGAAACGGUCACCCCAUUUUUUUAAUUAUCAAAAACAUUUCUACGUGUUGUUGCUUUAACGUAAUAAAAAAAAAAAAGUGAAAAAAAAAUAAAAUAAAAUUAACAAAGGAGGAGAAUUAAGAGAAAUGAUUCUCAGGAGCGUGAAAAAAAUGCAAUGCGAUGCGAGAAAACGUGAAAUUAUUGUAGUCGAGUCUAACGAAAAUGUACUAAUAAAAACUUCAACUCGAGUGUAUAUAAAAUAAUAUAAAUAUAAAAAUAGACAUAUACAUAUACUAUUACGGAUUACAUGAUUACUAUUACGGAGAUUAUUAUUAUUAUUAUUAUUAUUAUUAUUGAUUAACGAUACAAUUGUAUUUAUCUGAUGAAGCGAAAGGACGCAAAGUAUUCGCCUAUUGACACGAUCCAUUUAACGCGGCAUAAAUUGUUGACGAUGAAAAUAAAAUGGAGGAAAAAAUGAAGAAAGAAAACAUAAAAAACAAAACAAACCAUCGUGAGUCAUAAAAAGUAUGUGUACACGUAGAAUAUUUCAGGAAACUCUCGAGAAGUGUGAAACAAAGUUAAUGGAAAAUGGUGAAAGUGGUGAGACGAGAAAAUAAAACGAUGCGAUUUGGAAAAUGUCAGAGUACAUAGUUUAAGUUUUAGGGCCGUAAGAUUAACGGUUUUGAAGAAGCAAAGAAGAGAGAAAGGGACAGGAAAAAAAGGUUGAAAAUUUAUCAAAGUACAUUGUUGCAACUGCCAUGCUGUGUGCCAUUAUAUAUAAAGAAAAAAAAAAACAAAGAAUAAAAAAUAAAAAAGUGUUUCACCCUCGUAUAAAACGAAAUUAUGAGAGUGACGAAUGCCGGAAUAGGUGUGGAGAAAAUAAAGAAAAAAAAAAAAUAAGAAAUUUUGAGGAUUUCUCCCAUCGAGUCAGAAUGAUAAGAAUUAUAAUGGAAAUGGUUAUGACUUUCUUAUAGCGAGGAGAAUGAAUCGUUAGUUUUCCGUCUGUCAGAAGUAUUUCGGUAACGAAAUUUUAUAUAGGGGAAAAUAUUAAGGGGGAAGAAGAAAAAAAUGGAGGAGGUGAGAAAAAAAAUUGUGAAACAUUCCGUUCUCUGUCGAAGGACUAUCGAAAAUUGAAGAAAAAAUGGAUAAUAUUUAUUGGAGUGUGUGGAAAUGUCCUCCCCUGUCCUUACCAGCGUCAUUCCCACAGGGGGCAGCCCCGGCCCUUCUCCUCGCGAAUACCGACGACCUCUUUGGAUCUUGAAUAUAUAAUAAUCUUGAUAUAAACUCUGGUUGAGCGGGUCUCGAUUUGUCGAUCAUUGAAUAUAAUAAUUAUUAUAAUAAUUAUAAUAACAAUAAUAAUAACAAUAAUGGAAGAAUAACGAAAGGCAAGAAAUAAAUUCGAGGCAACGGCUUUUGUAACGUCCGCAAAUCUCAGCAUUGUUGAUUCAACGAAAUGAGAAAAAUCGGUUCAAAUUUGCUCGAUCGAACGAUUCCAUUCCAACGUUUGUAAAAUUCAUUUGUAUUCGUUCAUUCAAUUUGGCAGUAAUUAUUGCUACAUUUUUUUCUCCUUUUAUGGGAAAAUAAGAGAAAAAAAAAACAAAAGGAAAAUGAAUUUUGUAUGUCUCUUAUCGUUCCGGUCUCUUUGUCCAUCUACUAUACAGUGUAGUCUCUCGAAAAUCCGGUGUCCCAACUCCGAAUUAUCCAAACCCUCCAAAAAACCUUCAUCCAAUAACGAUCCCGUCGGACACCCCAAUGAAGAGAAAACAAAUAUGUAUAUCGAGAAAUAUGCGCGCGCGCGCGCGCGCGUUGAAAUGUGAAAAUCAUUAAGAAAAGGGAAUUAAGGAACGUCGAAAAUCCAUCAAACGUUAAGAAAAAAUAGAGUUUCAAGCACAAUAAACGACUAAGUAGGGCCAGGCACAAUAUCGUAUUUAAAAGAAAAAAAUAAUAAUGAAACGAAUAAAAUCUAUGCACGUAUAUUUAUAUGCAUAUGUGUGUAUAUCGUACGUGUACAUAUGUAUACAUAUAUCUAUAAGUAAAUGAAACAUUUGGCCGACACGUUUGUAGGCGCAGCGAUCUGUUAGAGCGACAAUUCAUAUUAAGUACCUAUACAUAUGAAUAACUAUUGCGAUACUAUAGCGAAAAUAUUAAAUGAAUAAACACAUAUUGUCUAUUGUC